AAUAUGAAAACCAAUUAAUAUGAAACACGUGUUAAACCAUUCUGCAAAGAUCAAUAAUAAAUACAUGCGCUUUAUGUUUUCUCUAGAAACGGGUAGCCUCCUUUGCUAUAACUUGCAUUUAUUCAAACCAUAGCGACGUGACUGUUCAGUGUGUUCAAAUACGAUCUCCGUUAUACAGUUGGUCUGGUCAGUGUUUAUCAGUUGAAUACAAUGGCGAUAGCUGCUGGAUUUGUAAUUAUAAACGCUCUUUUAAUCGGACCAGUUGAUUCAAGCACGUGUGAACAAUUUAAGCCCGGCAAGGACAAUUUUAAUAAAGCUUUGAUUGGUCACUCGGUGUUGACAAUGAAUAAUACAAAUCAUCAUGACUGUGCGCGAGAUUGUAUGUCAAUGUCAGUAUGUAAAUCAAUUGACUUUGACAGAAAGGAGAAUAGGUGUAAGUUGAACGAUGUUGACCGCUCGUCCGUUGAUCCAGCCGAGUUUGAAACUAAAAGCGGUUCUAUAUUCUCUGACAUAAAGGAAUGGCCAGGCAAAAUGGUUGGAAGUUGUAGUUCAAGACCAUGUAAAGUAAACCAAAGAUGUCAUCAAACUGGUGCUUCUCAUGUGUGCAGAAAUAUAACUUGUGAUAUUGUUCAGAACGACAUUGACAAUGGAAUAAUUAAGACGUACGCGUCUGGCAGAAACAGGUUCCUAGAUAAAGCUUUAGUUAAAUGUGACAUUGGGUAUAUUGCAAGUCAACAGGAGGUGAAAUGUGAAGCUUCGGGGAAAUGGCAAAAUGCAAAGUGCCAAUCUUUAAGUGAUUGCAAAGAAAUCCUUGAUAAAUUUCCUGAGGCGGAAAGUGGUCAAUAUGAGAUAACACUAUGGAACUCCGGGGAGACUCUGACUGUGAAUUGUGACAUGAAAACUGAGGGCGGAGGUUGGACGAUUUUUCAUAAGCGAAUCGAUGGAUCAGUGGAUUUUUACCGGAACCUUUCGGAGUAUGAAAACGGAUUCGGGGAGAUUAGCGGAGAGUUUUGGUUUGGAUUAAAGUAUAUAAAAGAGCUCGCUGAACAAGGUACAACGGAGCUUCGUCUUGAUAUGACUGAUGCUCAGUAUAAUGCUGGAGAUGAAACCUAUCAAGACUUCCAGUUAACAGAAGGAAGUAAUUACACUCUUAACAUUGGGUCACGAACAACAACAUCUGGAGUGCCUGAGGACGGAUUACUAUAUAACAAUCACCACCCAUUUUCGACUUUUGACCACAACAGAAAAGACUGUGCUGUAUCAAGGCAUGGAGCCUGGUGGUAUGGAGCGUGUACUAACGUCAAUCUAAAUGGGUUAUACGUGACGCCAGGCACGACGUGUGAAUUAGUCGGUGCUAAACCGGGAGGUCAUUGUGGACACAGGCACUAUGGUUUUGCAGGCUUUUAUGCAUUGAGGACGUCCUCAAUGAUGAUAAGGAGAAAGUAAAUAACAAUUGAUCAAAAGAGAAGCAGAUUCAUAAUCUUAAUUAAUUUUAUAUCAUUCAGUCUGAUUGCAGUUACAGGACAGUGUUACUAAUGAGGAUGGUUAGAAGGUUAUUAAGUAUCAUGUGGCCGGGUAGAAACAAAUGCAGAUAAAAUAGUGAAUAUAGAUGUUUAUCAUUUUGUGUCACCUGCAAUAGAGAAGCUGCCACAUAAAGUGAUCAAUUAUCCGUAGUAUGUCCGUCCGUCUGUUCGAUCGUCACAAAAAUUACAAUUUCAUCCGAACUUUACAGAAAUAAUCGUACAAAGCCUAUAUUCGCAUAUCGUCAGAUCGAUAACAUCUAAAAGUUCAGUGUUUUUGUCGAAGUUAUGGUACUUUCAUUUUUUUAUUUUUUAAAGUUUGUCCAGAUUGCCUCUCUUGUACUAUCUUUUCUAUGUGAAUGAACUUGAUAUGAACUUCACACGUACUGCAUAUUAAAUGUUGAAUGGUUGUUUAGGUCUUUGAUAAAAAGAUCGUUUCGGCACGUUUAUGAUUUUUGUGUCGUCUGCUAAACACCAGCUACAGCAUGCCACGUCUACAUGGGGACCAACAGUUCAAUACCCAUUAAAACAAAUGCAUAAUUUGCCAUCAUCAAGCAACAUAGGUGGUCAGUGGACAAAUGAUCUUAAAUCGCUCUCUUAGCUUUAACUCUCUAAAUGUAUGCUUGUUUGAAAUAAAGCUUUAUGUAUAUACCAUGAAAACGUCUAUAUUAUAAACAGUUUAAUAAAU
This is a messenger RNA of Ruditapes philippinarum (Manila clam), 2208 nucleotides long. Its product is annotated as angiopoietin-related protein 6-like. The record is from RefSeq and is a predicted model, not a curated record. The transcript has 7 exons. Bases 211 to 1446 code for a protein of 411 amino acids. Lineage: Eukaryota; Metazoa; Mollusca; Bivalvia; Venerida; Veneridae.